Messenger RNA from Arachis duranensis, 2171 nucleotides. RefSeq names its product aspartic proteinase Asp1. The record is from RefSeq and is a predicted model, not a curated record. Lineage: Eukaryota; Viridiplantae; Streptophyta; Magnoliopsida; Fabales; Fabaceae. Bases 517 to 1812 code for a protein of 431 amino acids. Gene Ontology annotation, biological process: proteolysis. The transcript is spliced from 8 exons. Gene Ontology annotation, molecular function: aspartic-type endopeptidase activity.
UUUGGGAGGCAAAUUGAAAUAAACACAUACGCACUUAUUAUCCAAUGAAAAAUAAGGGAUGCAAAAUAAAUCAUAUAUAAAGGGAAACAAGUGAUGCUGUGUAAUUGUGUUAGAUAGUAUCUGUCUUUUUACUUUGCUGGUCAAAUUCUUUCAAUCCUUUGCCUUUUAAUUUUGAAGUUUGAAAGAAAGAAGACAAAUAAAAUAAGAUUGGUAGGAGCAUGGCAGAAGUUUCGACGAAGCUGGGGAACAAGAAGAGUUAAGACAAAUUAGUUAUUUGAUUUGAUUGUAGCAAGAAAAGAAAAGAAUAAGAACCAUCUCAUUCCCUCCUUAAACCCAAAACCCCUCCAAAAGGGAACUGAACUCUAUUCUAUUCCUUUCAACUAACUCCAAGUAAAGAACCAAUUCAUUCAUGCACGUAUCAGAGUCCUUCAAGAAUCAAGUCAAGUCAACCCCCCACCACUCUUGUGAAUUCUCUCAUCAUAGCUUUCUCCAGAGAACAUUGAAAGAAAGAAGGAUAUGAAGAUGAAGCUGGGAUGGUUGGUUGUGACAGUUAUGGUUUUGAACCUGUCAAGUCCUUGCUCAGCAUGGUUUGGUUUUGGCAACAAACAAAAGACUUCAAAGAACUCUAUUCUGCCAGCUCAGCCCUCCAUCAUCAACCGUGCUGCCCAUGGUUCCUCCAUUAUCAUCCCACUUUACGGCAAUGUUUAUCCUGUUGGGUUCUAUAAUGUUACUCUCAGCAUUGGGCAGCCACCAAGGUCCUAUUUUCUGGAUGUUGACACCGGUAGUGACCUCACAUGGCUUCAAUGCGAUGCCCCUUGUUCCCAUUGCUCUGAGACUCCCCAUCCACUGUACAAGCCCAGCAAUGAUUUUGUGCCGUGUAAAGAUCCCCUAUGCGCGUCGUUGCAGCCGAGUGAUGACUACGAAUGUGAAAGCCCUGAUCAGUGUGACUAUCAGAUUGAUUAUGCGGAUCAGUACUCAACACUUGGUGCACUUGUCAAUGAUGUCUAUCUUCUCAACUUCACCAAUGAUGUCCAACUUAAAGUUCGGAUGGCACUUGGAUGUGGAUAUGAUCAGACUUUUUCGCCUUCUUACCACCCGUUAGACGGAAUACUUGGGAUUGGCAGGGGAAAAACCAGCUUGGUGUCACAGCUGAAUGGUCAGGGCUUGGUGCAAAAUGUUGUUGGACACUGCUUAAGUUCCCAAGGAGGAGGAUAUGUUUUCUUCGGAAAUGUCUAUGGUUCUUUUCGAGUGAGCUGGACUCCAAUGUCAUCCACAGAUUCAAAACAUUACUCAGCAGGGCCAGCUGAACUUGCUUUUGGAGGAAAGAAGAGUCGUUCUGGAAGCCUAACUGUUCUUUUCGACACUGGCAGUUCUUACACUUACUUCAACUCCAAGGCUUACAAAGCUCUCAUUUCUUGGUUGAAGAAGGAAUUGCACAAAGUACCCAUAAGUGUAGCAGCUGAUGAUCAAACCUUACCAAUAUGCUGGCGUGGUAAAAAACCUUUCCAGAGCAUACGUGAAGUGAAGAGAUACUUUAAGCCGCUGGCGCUUACUUUUAGCAAUGCUGGAAAAGUUAAAACUCUGUUUGAGAUCCCUCUUGAAGGUUAUCUGAUACUAUCAAACAUGGGAAAUGUUUGCCUGGGAAUUCUGAAUGGCUCUGAAGUAGGGUUGGGAGAUCUCAACAUAAUUGGAGACAUAUCCAUGCAAGACAAAGUGAUGGUAUUCGACAAUGAGAAGCACUUAAUUGGUUGGGCACCUGCAGAUUGUACUCGUCUUCCAAGAUCAAGAGGUUUCGGUAUUUUAUCAUACUGAAAAAAGAAAAGAAAAAUUCCUAGGUGGAGGUUGUUGUGCCAUAUAUAGAGCAGGUUAAUUCAUGCUAUCUUCAUAAUGUGUAGUGUUUGUGAAUAUAGUCAUUGAUCAUCAUCAUGUAUUAGUAUAUUACAUUCUGAUCGAGUAAUGAAUGUAAUCGAUGGAAAUAUGUGAAUAUUUCGCAUCGCGUUUAUUUUUAGAGCUAUGCUACACAUAAAAGUCUUUUUGGCUUACAGUUUUACAAGUUGGGUCAAGUCUAACAAAAAUUACAUUCAUCCACUGGAGCAUGAUAACAUGCGCGUCACUCAACCGUUUCCAAAGCGCGCUCUCAUUCACCAUUAUGGAAGACGCUUCUUCUUCUU